This is a messenger RNA of Cylicostephanus goldi, 324 nucleotides long. Lineage: Eukaryota; Metazoa; Nematoda; Chromadorea; Rhabditida; Strongylidae. The record is from the annotation of a GenBank genome assembly.
AUGACUUUGACUCAGCUAGCCAAAAAAUGCAAGAACGAGGCAAUCCUGAGCAAUGUGCGAGAUGAAUUGCACAGCCUCACUCAGGGCAAAGACUCCGUUGGAGAGUUUGCACGUAAAGUCUUGGCGAAGGCCAAAGUUGCUUGCCAGGGCCAGGAUAAAAAGCUUAUAUCGCAAGUAGCUAUCGAUGUUUUCAUCAAAGGUUUGCAUAGCGAUAUAAGGAAGGCCGUUCUUAGACUUCCGCAUAAGAAAGAUUUUGAAGAGGUGGUCACUAGCGCGGAAAAAGAGGCUAGGAUUUUAGACCAAGAAUGUGUAAGAUCAGGAUGA